Molecule: messenger RNA, 3367 nt
Organism: Athene cunicularia (burrowing owl)
Lineage: Eukaryota; Metazoa; Chordata; Aves; Strigiformes; Strigidae
Gene: POLDIP3
Product: DNA polymerase delta interacting protein 3
Exons: 9
Coding region: 76-1329 (417 amino acids)
Biological process (GO): mRNA export from nucleus
Cellular component (GO): nucleus
Molecular function (GO): mRNA binding
Source: RefSeq, a predicted model, not a curated record
GGCGUGUGGCGGAAGUGGUAUGAUGUCAUAUCCGGGUCUCUCUCGCUGCGUUCUAUCGUUGGGCCCCGCGACAAGAUGGCGGACCUCUCUCUGGACGAGCUCAUACGGAAACGCGGUGUGACAGUGAAAGGGAGACUUAACACAAGGCCGGUGUUUGGAGGUGUAAGAUCUCGCAUUGGGAUCCAGCAAAAUCUUCUAAGUAGAUCAUCACCAGCUGUCAGCUUCCAGCGGACAUUUGAUGCCCGACAGAAGAUAGGACUCACUGAUGCCCGACACAAACUGGGGGUUAAAGAUGCUCGUGAAAAACUGGUUCAAAAGGACGCUCGGUUCAAAAUCAAAGGGAAGGUGCAGGAUGCUCGAGAGAUGUUGAAUUCCCGUAAGCAGCAAAGUGUUGCUGCUGAAAAGGUGACCAAAGUGGUGGAUGCCAGAGAGAAGAUCAGCUUAAAACGGAGCACUCCAGCUGCUAUUAGCCCAACUGUGGGGACAGUAAAUCCAGCUGUGAAAAUCACCAAAACUAUCCAACAGAAGGCUCCAGUUCCUGGACAUUCUCAUCCAGCAGGAAUGAGGAUCAAUGUGGUGAACAACCAUACACACAAACAGGGUCUGUAUGACAUGGAAGAUGAUGAUGAAAGUGUCUCUCCCCUUACUAGCAAACAGAUGAAAAUCACCACCACAAACAGUUUCCUGCACAACGCGACUGGGCUGAGUGGCAAUAAAUUUUCUCUGUCCAAGACUGUUCCCCUGACUAAAGUCGUCCAGAAUGAUACAUACACAGCUCCACCUGCACCUCCCUCUCCUAUGCGGACGAAGGCCUUGACAAACAUGUCCCGGACCUUAGUGACAAAGGAGGAGCCUCCAAAAGAACCAGCACCUGUUGAGCUGGCAUUCAGUCCUUUGGAAGGCACAAAGAUGACUGUAAACAAUCUGCAUCCUCGAGUCACAGAGGAAGACAUUGUUGAGUUAUUCUGUGUGUGUGGCGCUCUGAAGCGAGCCCGGCUGGUGCACCCUGGAGUUGCUGAGGUAGUAUUUGUGAAGAAAGAUGAUGCUAUCACAGCGUAUAAGAAAUACAACAACAGGUGCUUAGAUGGUCAACCAAUGAAAUGCAAUCUCCAUAUGAAUGGGAAUGUCAUCACCUCAGACCAGCCUAUAUUGCUCCGAUUGAGUGAUACCCCUUCAGUGAAGAAAGAAGGGGAACCACGCCGGUCAAGUGCAAGCGCCUCAUCAAAUCCCCCAGCUGAAGUGGACCCUGACACUAUCUUGAAGGCCCUCUUCAAAUCUUCAGGGGUCUCUGCCUCCGUGCAGCCCACAGAAUUCAAAAUUAAACUCUGAGAAGGGAGAGCAAGCUGUGGACUGGAAAACUCAUUAAGUUGGAGAAUGAGAAAAGGGCGGGAAUGCAGAUGUUUGCAUUUGCCUGCCUUGAAAUUUUUUGUUUUCUAUGAUCACUAACUUACUGUACAAUAGUGUUUCCUCUUGUGUGUGUACUUUCUGUUUCCAUAGUUGGAGUUUUCUUCCAUGAUUUUUUUCUGAAAGAAUAACCUCCCCCUUCUGCCAGUUAUGUAUUACCAAGCAUAUACCAUGUAACUCCCUUGUUUACUCCAAAUCCCCUAGUGGCCAUUAAAAGUGCACAUAGACUUUGAGGGAAGGAGUGGUGAUCUCCUUCUCUUUUCUUCUGACUGACCUUUAACUAAAAGGUACAUCCCCUUGAUUAUCAACAGGCAAGAACACCAUAGUGUUUCUGAAAUUGCUGUGCUGGGUACAAAAUCAGGUUAUGGCUCCAUACAGGAAGCACCAUUUUGCAUCUUUGUUUCGUAUGCAUUCAGUGGCAUACUACUUCAUUCUGGCUGUUGGAUGUUGUUCUGCUUUAUGAGCUGUAACAUUGAGAAGAGUGAGAAAUUGAGCUUCCCACUGUGUAUACCAGCCAGCAGAAGCAUCAGGCAGAAAAGACAUAUGCAGAAGUGCACCACCCAUUGUGCUACAGGAGGGAUGCUUCAGCUCUGGUAAUGCAGAGAGGGGGGGUGUGGGGGGGGAAGCUCUGUCAUUUGUAUGAUGAAUGUAUUGGUCCUGAAGGGUCAGGCUCAGUUGCUCUCCUUUCUGGUCUGAAAAAUGAGAACCAGUGUUGGGUUCAGAGCCAGAGGAAAUCCAGCUGUUUCACUCCUGUUAGACUAUUGCAUCCUCCUGUUGAUGCAGGGACAUUUAUCUUUUUAUCCUAACUUACACAGUGUCCUAUAAAAAGGAAGGAGCUGGGGCUUUUUGUCAGAUACUAAUACAUAGGAAGCAGCUAUUUCUUGUGCCUGAGAGCUCGUUUGGGCAAUGUUUGGCUGCUGCGCGGGCAUGCUGCUUGCAUGCAGGGAUCUGGAGGAUGAUUGCUGCACUUCCUGCCUUCAGGGAGAAGAGAGCAGUUAGCACCCUGUGAAUGUUAAGCUCCAGUGCAGAGCAACAAGGAUGCACCUUGGGCCAGUGAGCAGCUGUGACGAGCCACAGGCCACUAGGUGGCACUUAUAACACUUCCUUUGUUAGUACAGCGUUAUUGACGUGGGUAUUUGAAGUCCCGGCAGCUCCAUUCGUUUGUAUUUGUUCAGAUUGUAUUACAAGAGAGGAAAGCUAAGAGCCACUUCCAGAAUCUGCUUGGGGUUUGAACUUGAUCUUUCUAGCUAGGAGACUAACCUAAUCCAUUUGUUCAGCUCUGCUGAACUUUAAUGAACUCUGUAACUGUUGUAGGUCCAGAUUCCAUUUCUUGGUUAACCCUGUUUCUUUUGCUUUCUUGUUCUGUAUUAAUUCUUUGCUCUGUCUAGCUCGUGCACGCCAUUCCUCUAUCUCACUGUAUCCCUUUUAGCUAUGGAAAUAACUGAGGACUUGGCAGGACUUGAUUUUCUGGAGUACUCCCUUCGGUUUGGAAGCCAAUGCCACCAUUAUUGGUAGGGUGUUUUAAUGUGAACAACAGAUGUUUGUACGGGAGGGGACCUAAGACAGCUAUUGUUCUCCUUUUUUAGAUCAUCCAUCAAACACCUGUGUUUUAUUAAAAAAAAAAUGGGGGAGGGGGCGCAAACAUUAGGGGUUGGAGAAGAUAAUGUAUUAUCUGUUUCUGAAUAAACGUUUGUUAUACAGAGUGGAUUGUAAGCCUUUGUAGAUGCUGUGAAGCAACUAAAGAUAGGUGGAGUUAUUCCAACAUUGAAGUGAGCAUACUUUUAGAAGAAUCUAGAAACUUCAGAACUGAUGGUGUGAUGAAGAGCAAGAGGAGUAUAUGGAUGAGAUAAUUGAUACUCCUAAACCUUUUAAUCUGAAUCUUUGAAAUUAGUAUCUGAUUUGUGCUGCUAUGUGGAAGCAACUUCUGUCCCCACCUAGUUCCAAUUCUGUUGUUACAGAAAAG